AUGUCAACAUCAGCGAACUUUAAAAAGUCGCCUAACCUAAACUACCGCCAAGGAGGACAGUCAAGGUAUGUUCCAUCCAGCGAAAGCCAUCAUCCCCAAAGUAUCCCAAUCCAACCCUCAACUUCCUUUCUUCGUCACCCUGACGAUGUUUUGCAACCAGCCCAACAGUCACCAUCUGGAAGUCAGUGGCUGACUCCCCCUACCUCAUCUGCUCUUCUGUCAUACCAACACCAAACGGCCUCCUCAACGAUUUUUCACCAUCCGUCUUCACGACCUACCUUUCAGCUUCAUCCAGAAUGCUAUAGCCGAAUGCCCUCACCCAUAAACUUACCGCAUGCACCAGCGACAGCUUACUUGUGCAAUUAUGCUCCAGUGGAUUCAGCCGCUCGUUUCUAUGUCAAUGGAAGCCUAACUCAAGCAAUUGAAGGCUGGCCAACAGCUUUUCAACCUCCAAGGACACCACAACCUAGCCCUCAUCCAGGUUACUCUUUUCACCCUCACGAAAUGGGUAUGGCUCCGACCGAUUCUUCCGUGUUACACCGUCCAUCAGAAUUGGACUUCGCAAACGCCUGCAAGGGUUCCAUUCCUCCUCAUUCAGUAGCUCAACAGGCUUCUCCAGCAAAAGCUAAACUUCUCUUCCCAGCCAGACUCCCGGUUAUCGUGCCUACUGGUUCUCCACCACCGCUGCCUCCUAGGACGACUCGCCAGCCACAGACUCAGACACAAACACAGCAGCAGCGUCCUCCAGCACUGCCACCUCCCAGUACUGUUCAACGAGGCAAACAAACUGACCCCUGGAGCAAUUGGGGCGGAUCAACUAGUGUUACUGCCAUCCCUUCUGGUGGUGGUUUGCCGCAGUCCAUGCCCUACCUCUCCACACCUAGCUCUGGAAAAGUUGUGAAGUUUACAGGAUCUGCUAGUGUUCAUCGACCCUCUACACUACUGCCGAGCAUUGACGAUUCAUCGAGCGAGCAUUGUCUCAAGCCGCGCUCAUCGAACCCCUCAAAAGAGACAACACCAGUCGAAAUGGGUUACAGGAAAACCAAGUCUCCAUCUCCAUGUCCUCUGAGUGGGCACCAUGCUAAAACGAGCACUCCUAGUCGUCCGAGACAAUUUCUGUCCGCUGAACGCCAGGCCUCGCCCAGCAAUGAAAUUUUUCGACAAAAUAUGCAAAAGUUGAGCACGGCAGUCGUUGCCUCUACAGCCUCAGCAGCAACAGCAGCAGAACACCGACUCGUUUGCCACCUCUCUGUUGCCAGCGAUCAGGAAUGCAGUCAACUAAAGUCUUCGGAUGUGGGUCUCUCUGGCUCCCUCUCCUCUCCAUCCUCCCGUUCCUCGUCCUCUGCCUCCGUGUCGGGAUCCUCGUCAGAUUCCUCUUCUAGCAAUGACAGCGACGAGCCUUGUGGUAGCUCUUCCCACUCAUCCUCUAGCUUUUGCUCCGACUGUGCCCAUAGUGGCAUUAACACCAACCUUGCUAAGGACGAGACUGUCACCACCAGCGCAUUAGGAGAGGUAAAGGAGGAAGGGGAGACGACAGGAGGUGCGGACUACGUGCCCUUCGUGAAGGCAGUAAAUCCAGCUGUGUACCGACGCUUCAUAGAGCAGAAGUAUUUCUCCAACGUCGGCCGAGUACACAAGGAACGCGAGGAGAGGCAAGCUCGACUGGAGGCUGAGAUGGCCCUCAUGGGACUCAGUGAGGCCUCACGCGCCCACAUGCGGAAGAUGCUGCAAGCCAAGGAGUCCAACUACAUGCGUAUGCAACGCGCUCGGAUGGAUGAGAGCAUGUUUAUUCGCAUAAAACGCCUUGGUGUUGGGGCCUUCGGGUGGGUGUGGUUAGUACGCAAGAAGGAGAAUCGGCAAUUGUACGCGAUGAAGAUUUUAAAGAAGCGCGAUGUCGUGCGUCGACGCCAACUGGCCCAUGUGCAGGCGGAGCGUGACAUUCUGGCCGAGGCUGACAGCGAUUGGGUGGUGAAGCUGUUUUUCUCCUUUCAGGACUCCCAUGCCCUCUACCUUGUCAUGGAGUACAUUCCUGGUGGAGAUAUGAUGUCUCUGCUGAUAAAGAAAGAAAUUUUUGAAGAACCUUUGGCACGAUUCUACAUAGCCGAGUUGACUCUUGCGUUGGAGAGUGUUCAUGACUUGGGCUUCAUACACCGAGAUAUCAAACCAGACAACAUACUAAUCAAUCGCGACGGACACAUCAAACUAACAGACUUUGGUUUGUGCACAAGUUUCCGGUGGACGCAUAGCAGUAAGUACUGGGAUCCGGUAUUUGCUAUCCCUCAGCCCGGUCAGGAGAAGACUGCUGCCAUCUCACCCAACACAGAGGGAGCUGCGGCAGCAGAGACGACAGAGGUAGCAGAGGGCGAUGCAGAGGGUGGCGAAGGAGAAGUGGGGGAUCAGGUGUGGCCUAUGCAUGAUCAAACUCUUGAGCGACGCAUUCGCAGCUCCUCCAACCGACGGUGCGCAAAGUCGCUUGUGGGCACGCCCAACUACAUCGCACCGGAGAUUCUACGUCGACAAGAGUACAACCGUGCCUGCGACUGGUGGUCGGUAGGAGUAAUCCUUUAUGAAAUGCUAGUUGGUCGACCGCCAUUUGUAGCUCAGACAGCGUUAGAUACCCAGCUGCGAGUAAUUCAGUGGCAGCGCCACCUACGGAUCCCGGGCGAGCCGAGGUUGGCCUCUGAUGCGGCUGAUCUCAUCCGCAAACUUCUUUGCGAUCCAGAGGACCGCUUGGCCGAUCCACGUCUCAUGAAACAGCACGCUUUCUUCGGUUCCGUUGAUUGGGACAAGCUGCCCACUCAAACACCUCCCUACGUUCCAACUAUCCUAAACGAACUGGAUACCUCCAACUUCGAUGCAGUGGAUGAAGAGGCCGGUGGAGAUGAUCAGGCGAGUUCCCAAAGCAGUUGCGGUGGAACUGGGGGCGGAGGAGGUACAUUUGGGCUAACUAGUGCGCCGCAUGCCUUCCCUGACUUCACCUUCAAACGCUUUUUCGAUCAGGACAACAAUCCCACCGCCUCAGAACGUACUGCCAUUGGCUCCACAGAGGCAUGGCAUCAGACCAGCGCUUUGCUUGUGCCUUCCUCCUCCUAUCAGUGA
Hydatigera taeniaeformis is the source of this 3099-nucleotide messenger RNA. The record is from the annotation of a GenBank genome assembly. Lineage: Eukaryota; Metazoa; Platyhelminthes; Cestoda; Cyclophyllidea; Taeniidae.